AUGCAGUCUGUACGGCAAGUUCAGCGCCUAAACGAUCUGGAACUCGAGAAAGUCGUCCAGCCCAACGCAUCCUGGCACACAGACUACCGCGACACAGCCUACAUCUACAUCGGCGGCCUGCCCUUUGAAUUAUCCGAGGGCGACGUCUUAACAAUCUUCAAUCAAUAUGGAAACCCGGUGCACAUCAACUUGGUCCGCGACAAGGAAACAGGCAAGAGUCGCGGCUUCUGCUUCCUGAAGUACGAAGACCAACGAAGCUGCGAUCUGGCUGUGGACAAUUUGAGUGGUGCAGGAGUAAUGGGCAGGGUGAUCAGUGUUGAUCAUACGCGGUACACGAAGAAGGAAGGUGAGAUCGAGGGCAUUGGCGAUGAGCAGGACGACGAAGCAGAUGUCACGGAUCGCGAGGGUGACGGGAGGAGGAAGAGGAGAAGGACGGAAAGUGUUAGUGAGAGUGAACAGGAGAGGCCAGUGAUCAAGGAAGAGGUUGAGCUUGCGAAGCUGAAGAGGGAGAUGGACGAUGAUGAUCCCAUGAAAGCGUAUCUGGUCAAGGAGAAGCAGAAGGAGGUUGACGAGGCUUUGAAGGCUGUUGUGAAGAGGAAGGAGAAGGACAGACGGAGUGGGAGAGAGCAUAAGCACAAGCACCACCAUCGAUCGCGGCGGAAUCAAGACGACGAGGAUGGCGAGCGGAGUAGGCAUAGACCACGACGUGACAAGGAUGGUGGCAAUGAGAAGGACUCCCGGCAUCGCGAUCCAAGAAGAGAACGAUCUGAGUCGCCUCGAUUCGACGAGGACGAUCGCCGAAGACAUCGUGCACGGCAUGAGCGAGACGAAAGAGAUGGCAGAGGUCGUGACUGA
This is a messenger RNA of Recurvomyces mirabilis, 855 nucleotides long. It is a transcript of the gene cwf29, whose product is annotated as RNA-binding protein Cwf29. The record is from RefSeq and is a predicted model, not a curated record. Gene Ontology annotation, molecular function: RNA binding. Bases 1 to 855 code for a protein of 284 amino acids. Gene Ontology annotation, cellular component: catalytic step 2 spliceosome; U2 snRNP; precatalytic spliceosome. The transcript has a single exon. Lineage: Eukaryota; Fungi; Ascomycota; Dothideomycetes; Mycosphaerellales; Teratosphaeriaceae. Gene Ontology annotation, biological process: mRNA splicing, via spliceosome.